AUGUCGGCGGUCAAGUUGACCCCAGUGCCCGUCGUGGACGGCGAGGCUACAACCGCCGCGGCACCUGUAUCUGUACCUGCACCCCAAAUCAAAGAGAAACAGGCCACGGUGCCGUUUCGGUAUCAGUUCCUGGCAGGUGCUGUCGCUGGUGUUAGUGAGGUUCUUGUCAUGUACGCAAAGAAAACGACUUUCCCCUUCUGGGGGAAUUCAGCCUCUAGACAGUACACUGGGAUGAUCGAUUGUGGAAGGAAGAUCUUGUACCAGGAAGGGAUCCCGGUCUUUUACAGAGCCAUUGGAGCUCCUAUACUCAUGGAAGCACCAAAAAGAGCAACCAAGUUCGCGUCCAACGCCGCCUUCGGCAGCUUCUACCAGAAACUCUUCGGGCAGGAGAAGAUGACGCAGCCGCUGUCGAUCGUGACGGGGGCCAGCGCGGGUGUCGCCGAGAGCUUUGUCAUUUGCCCCUUCGAGGUGGUCAAGCUGCGCAUGCAGAACCCGGCCAACGCGAGCCAGUACAAGAACGUGGUCGACUGCGUGGGCAAGCUGGCGCGGAACGAGGGACUGUCGGUGUUUUUCCAGGGGUUCGAGUGCACCAUGUGGCGGUCCGUGGUGUGGAACGCCGCCUAUUUUGGGUGCAUCUUCCAGAUCCGCGCGUUGCUGCCCAAGGCCGACACCAAGGCCGGGCAGAUGACCAACGACCUGAUUGCCGGCAGCUUGGGCGGCACGGCCGGCAUCUUCGUCAACACCCCCUUCGACGUGGUCAAGUCGCGCAUCCAGAGCGUCGCCACGUCCACGCACCAGGUCCGCAAGUACAACUGGGCCUUUCCGGCAUUGGCCACCGUCAUCCGCGAGGAGGGCGUCAGCGCCCUGUACAAGGGACUCGUGCCCAAGUUGGCCCGCUUCUGUCCCGGCGGAGGGAUCUUGUUGGUCACGUACACGACCGUGAUUGACUUUUUGACGACCAUGAACAACAAAACGAGGUCUUGA
Messenger RNA from Fonsecaea monophora, 984 nucleotides. RefSeq lists its product as hypothetical. The transcript is spliced from 5 exons. The coding region runs from base 1 to 984 and encodes 327 amino acids. Lineage: Eukaryota; Fungi; Ascomycota; Eurotiomycetes; Chaetothyriales; Herpotrichiellaceae. The record is from RefSeq and is a predicted model, not a curated record.